Messenger RNA from Cyclospora cayetanensis, 1869 nucleotides. Its product is annotated as peptidyl-prolyl cis-trans isomerase D. Lineage: Eukaryota; Apicomplexa; Conoidasida; Eucoccidiorida; Eimeriidae. Gene Ontology annotation, molecular function: peptidyl-prolyl cis-trans isomerase activity. The coding region runs from base 1 to 1869 and encodes 622 amino acids. The record is from RefSeq and is a predicted model, not a curated record. The transcript has 8 exons. Gene Ontology annotation, biological process: protein peptidyl-prolyl isomerization.
AUGUCUGGCUCAAGCGUCAGGGUGUAUCUGGAUAUCAGCAUUGGCAGCCAACCCUGUGGCCGCCUUGUUUUCCGCCUUUUCACGGAUAUAACGCCGAAGGCAGCAGAAAAUUUCAGGGGCCUUGCCACCGGCGAGUAUGGUAUCAGCAAGGCUUCGGGGAAGCCUCUCAGCUACGCAGGCUGCCGCUUCUUUCGAUCUGUUCCCGGCCUUUUGCUGCAAAGCGGCGACUUUGUGCAUAAUGAUGGAUCCGGAGGUGAAAGCAUUUGGGGUGGAUGCUUUAACGAUGAAAAUUUUGCGAGGAGACACGCGCAAGCAGGGUGCCUCAGCAUGGCGAACAACGGGCGAAACACAAAUGCUUCACAGUUCUUUAUUACGCUGAAAAAGGCCCCACAGUUUGAUGGACGCCAUGAAGUCAUCGGACAGUUAGUGGAGGGGAUCGAGGUUCUUAGGGCAAUGCAGCUGGUUCCGCUGCAUUCUGCCUCACAAACGCCACGAGUUGAUAUCAUCAUCACAGGAUGCGGGCAGUUGGCCUCUCCGGCGGCUCUGAGGAACGCCUCCAUGGCGGGAGUUCGCUCUCAGUUGGAGCUGAUGAUGCAUCGCUACGAGAAAGAUCUGCUGAAGCAGGCGGAAGAUUCCAGCAAACUUAAAGGAAGCGAUGAGGAGUCUGUAAGCAGCAGCUCUGACAGCGAAGCAGAAGCCCCUUCGAAGAGAGACAAAAAAAGGCGACUAGAACGGAAGAGGGCACGUUUCCUGGAGAGCAGUACAUACACUGCGCAGCAGGCCAUGGAGGGGCUUCUGGCUGGUGGUACCCUUAAGGAGCGUCUACAGCCGGCAGCAGCAGGAGCAGCAGGAGCAGCAGCAGGAGGAGACGCCCCUGUGGCGGUUUAUGGAGCAGAAAGCAGUAGCAGCGAAGACGAGGGCACGCAGGACCAAGCAGUGGCAGAAGCUGCAGCAGUCGAUCCCCUUGGGAAGCUACUGAUGGAAUUCGACGAAGACUCAGACGGACAGUCGGAUGGAGAAAGCGCAUCCGAAACUGCUGCAGGGGGCAGCAGGGCCAGUAGUAGCGGCAGUGGCAAGGCUGCAGUGCGCGCUGCGCUGUUAGCAAGGAAGCAGAAGUUGUUAGCACUAAGGCUUCAGUUGAAUCAGGGGAGGGCUCUCAACACCAAAGAAGUUAUUGAAGAAAAGAGGCAGUGGGAGACUCCUGCAGCGGCAGCAGCGGCAGCCGCUGCGAAUGCCCGCGAUGCAUACAAGCGGCUGCAAGAGGCACCAAUGUAUCAGCUCUACAAGAAAGACGAUGAAGCCUCAGGAGACAGCGGAGGAGCAGCCGCUGGCAGCUCCCUAGCCAUGGGGUCUAGAACAGCAGCACCAGCAGCGUCCAGUGAAGACGAGGAGGGGCCUCAAAGCGGGCGCAAAGGGAAGGGUCGGAGGCGCAACAUCUUGGAUGAGGCUCUUGCUAUAUCCGAGGAUUCCCAGCGGACGCAGAAGAAAAAGUCGAAGUCUACUUUCGGCUGGAACGUGUUCAACGAAGAUGCACUUUACAGGGCACACAAGAAGAGGCUGGCCGAAGUGCCUCUGCGAGCUGAAGAGUAUCGCCAGCAGAAAGAAGCUCUGGGGGAAUACUUCUUUGAUCCUAACGCUGCUCUCGCUCACCCCGAGCACAAACCUUCAAGCGCAGCGCUGGAGCGCUUGGCUACCUCUGUGACCAACACGCAAAAACGUCGGGGCCUCUUCUCCCGCCGCCGUAUCUUCAACGAGGAUGCUGACGUCAGCUACAUCAAUGAGAGAAACAGAAUAUACAACAACAAACUGGAACGGAGCUUCGAUACAAGGGAAAUCAAACAGAACUUCGAACGAGGCACUGCUCUCUGA